CCCGCCACGGUUUCGAGGUCGUCCCCGGUUUCGAGGUCGUCUCCAGCCAACCGCGCGAACGAAUCCUCCGCAGCGUCUCUCUGCAGCCAGAUAAUCACCAUGGAACACUACCAGAAACUCGAAAAGAUCGGCGAAGGCACCUAUGGAGUUGUCUACAAGGCCCGAGAUCUCAACCACGGUGGCCGUAUUGUGGCCCUGAAGAAGAUCCGUCUCGAGGCUGAGGACGAGGGCGUUCCCUCGACGGCCAUCCGUGAGAUUUCGCUGCUCAAGGAGAUGCGUGACCCGAACAUCGUGCGUCUGUACAACAUUGUCCACGCCGACGGACACAAACUGUACCUUGUCUUCGAGUUUCUCGACCUCGAUCUGAAGAAAUACAUGGAGGCGCUCCCCGUCAGCGAAGGCGGCCGGGGCAAGCCGCUCCCCGAGGGCACCGGCGCCCACCUGCACAACUUAGGUCUCGGCGAUGCUAUUAUCAGGAAGUUCAUGAGCCAGCUGUGCGAGGGUGUGCGCUACUGCCACAGCCACCGGGUCCUGCACCGCGACCUCAAGCCGCAGAACCUGCUCAUCGACCGCGAAGGCAACCUGAAGCUGGCCGAUUUCGGUCUGGCCCGCGCUUUCGGCGUCCCUCUCCGCACCUACACCCACGAGGUCGUCACCCUUUGGUACCGCGCCCCCGAGAUCCUGCUCGGCGGGCGCCAGUACUCGACCGGAGUCGAUAUGUGGUCGGUUGGGUGCAUUUUCGCCGAGAUGUGCACGCGCAAACCGCUGUUCCCGGGCGACUCGGAGAUUGACGAGAUCUUCAAGAUCUUCCGUCUGCUCGGCACCCCGACGGAGGACAUCUGGCCAGGCGUGACCAGCUACCCCGACUUCAAGGCAAGUUUCCCCAAGUGGGUGCGCGACCCCUCGGUGCCCCUCAUCAGCAACCUCGACGAGGCCGGCCUGGACCUCCUCGAGAUGAUGCUCGUCUACGACCCCGCCGGCCGCAUCUCGGCCAAGCAGGCCUGCAACCACCCCUAUUUCGAGAACCUCGACCCUUCCGUGCGGCCGCCGCAGUACCAUGGCAGUGGCUACCACUAGGGGGAGGAGCUACCGAUGGCGCUUGCUAAGACGGUCCACCCGGCUGCCCGGUACCGUACGGUGCCGCACCAGCAGGGCGAGUCAUAAAUUUACAGGAGUGCAGUUCGGCCAGCGAGCACACGCCCCGCUGGCCUC
This is a messenger RNA of Thermothielavioides terrestris NRRL 8126, 1212 nucleotides long. RefSeq lists its product as uncharacterized. Lineage: Eukaryota; Fungi; Ascomycota; Sordariomycetes; Sordariales; Chaetomiaceae. The transcript has 3 exons. Bases 100 to 1077 code for a protein of 325 amino acids. Gene Ontology annotation, biological process: protein phosphorylation; regulation of gene expression; signal transduction. Gene Ontology annotation, cellular component: cyclin-dependent protein kinase holoenzyme complex; nucleus; cytoplasm. Gene Ontology annotation, molecular function: ATP binding; cyclin-dependent protein serine/threonine kinase activity; cyclin binding. The record is from RefSeq and is a predicted model, not a curated record.